Manihot esculenta (cassava) is the source of this 2033-nucleotide messenger RNA. RefSeq names its product protein kinase PINOID. Bases 438 to 1826 code for a protein of 462 amino acids. Gene Ontology annotation, molecular function: ATP binding; protein serine/threonine kinase activity. Gene Ontology annotation, cellular component: cytoplasm; plasma membrane; nucleus. The transcript is spliced from 2 exons. Lineage: Eukaryota; Viridiplantae; Streptophyta; Magnoliopsida; Malpighiales; Euphorbiaceae. The record is from RefSeq and is a predicted model, not a curated record. Gene Ontology annotation, biological process: protein phosphorylation.
GCAUCUUCCUUUCCACUUUGUCUCCUUCUCUAACCAAACCAAACCAAAAAUAAACCAGAGAAAAAGAAAAAGCAAACAGAUCUCUCUCUUUCCUUCUCUCUUUCAGACUCUGUCUUCCUCAGAAACCCUAAAAAGCCUGCUGCAUCCAAAGCUCAUCUCCUUCUUCCUUCGCCAUUGCUGCUGCUUCUCCUUCUUCUUCUCGGAGCUUCAGCUUGCAUUCUUUUUUGUUUUUUUUUUUCAAAAUCUUUUUGGAGUAUCUGAUUCGGUCACAGGAGCCGAUCAAGUUCAUUGUCUCUAACCAUAGGAACACAAGCGAUCAAGAAUUUUGUCAGAUUCCAUUUCUUUUUGACAAUUUUUAAAUUCUUUCUUCUUCUCGCCAGCGAGAGUGAGACAGAGAAAAAAAGGAAGCCUACACAACUGGAUUCUUGGUUUCUAAGAUGUUAGAGUGCGGCCACCGCGACUCAUCCGACGGUGAUCUCAGUUUCAAGACUACUAAUUCUACCAACAGUUCAAUGAGCAGCGAUAGUUGUAGUAGCUACAGUCGCAUUUCUUUUGAGCUCCUUGCUUCAAGAUCCUCUCCUGAAAACCUCUCCCUCAAGCCUCAUCACUCCUCUGACUUAGCCUACUCUGCCAUCCGCUCUGCUACCUUCCGCCGGAAGUCUGGGCUCACUCACCGUGACUUCCGCCUCAUCCGCCGCAUCGGCUCCGGGGAUAUUGGUACUGUUUACCUAUGCAGCCUUACGAGAGAGCAUAACAAAAAGUAUAGAGAGGAAGAUUAUGAUGAGGAGGAGGGGGAAGAGGAAGAUGAUCGGUUGUGCUUUUAUGCGAUGAAGGUGGUGGACCAGGAGGCGUUGGCGGUGAAAAAGAAGGUGCAUAGGGCGGAGAUGGAGAAGAAGAUCUUGAAAAUGUUAGAUCAUCCAUUCUUGCCCACUUUGUACGCAGAGUUUGAGGCGUCGCAUUUCUCUUGCAUUGUGAUGGAGUACUGUUCCGGUGGUGACUUGCAUUCGUUGAGACAUAGGCAGCCUUACAAACGCUUCUCUCUUAGCUCUGCAAGGUUUUAUACAGCGGAGGUUCUAGUAGCUUUAGAAUACCUUCACAUGCUGGGAAUCAUCUACAGAGACCUAAAGCCUGAAAACGUUUUAGUCAGAUCGGACGGUCACAUCAUGCUGUCAGAUUUUGACCUCUCAUUGUGCUCAGAAGCCAUCCCAGCCGUUGAAUCUCCAUCCUUCUCUCCGAACUCUACUUCUCCAUCUGCUUUCCCCUACACCCGAUCACACUCCAGCAAAACCUUCUCAUGCCCCCUCAACCGGCUCUUCCGAUCCAAGAAAAUCCAAACCUUGGGCCCCAACCGGCUGUUUGUGGCCGAACCCGUCGCCGCCAGGUCUUGUUCAUUCGUUGGGACCCACGAGUAUGUGGCCCCUGAAGUCGCCUCUGGUGGGUCCCAUGGCAACGCUGUUGACUGGUGGGCCUUGGGGAUUUUUAUCUACGAACUCAUUUAUGGACGGACGCCUUUUGCAGCUGCAUCUAAUGAGCUAACGCUGCGUAACAUCGUGAAAAAGCCCUUAAGUUUCCCAACCCACUCUCCAAGCUCAUCGCUUGAGCUCCACGCUCGUGAUCUGAUAUCGGGUUUAUUGAAUAAAGAUCCGAACAACAGACUCGGGUCAAAGCGGGGAUCUGCCGACGUAAAAAGUCACCCAUUUUUUAAAGGGCUUAAUUUCGCGUUGAUAAGGACGGUGACACCCCCAGAGAUUCCCGGUUUACGUCGGCAAAAAACGGCAACAUUUCAUCAGGCGAAGCCUAAAUCAACGGCGUUUGAUUACUUUUAAAAAGAGCGAGGGAUUGGUGCCAUGUGUUGAGCGAUUCCCUGCCAUAUUUUGCCACUGGCGGGUUAAUAGUCCAGUUAGACUCUGUAUAUUUAAGGUUUCUUUUUUACUUUUUUGUUCUAUAAACUCAUGUUUAGAUGAUUUAAUCGUCAUUAAGAACACGCCUAAUUACAUAUAUAUAUAAUUAAUUCCACUGAGAUUUACUCUGUA